AUGAAUUUAAUAUUUUGCGUGCUCUGGUGUUGCCUUUGGUUUGGUGCUUUGGCUGAUAAAGGUAGUUUUAUGAAACUAGUUGGCGUAGGAAGACCAAAUGCACUAGCAACAUCUAGAAGUAUAGCUAUCGAAAACAAAUGGUUUACACAGAAUGUGGACCAUUUUAAUCCUACUGAUACAAGAACGUGGAAGCAGAGGUAUCACAUGAAUUUGGAAUACUAUAAACAUGGUGGCCCAAUAUUUUUGAAUAUAGGAGGAGAAGAAGAAAUUACACACGAUUGGAUGACUUCUGGUGCUUGGAUUGAAUACGCUAAAGAAUGUAAUGCCAUGUGUUUUCAAUUGGAGCAUCGGUAUUAUGGAAGAAGCCAUCCCACCGAUGAUUUAAAUACUAAAAAUUUGAAGUACCUAACUGUUGAACAAGUAUUAGCUGAUUUGGAAACAUUUAUAAACACCAUUUCAAAUGAUAAUGAAUAUAUUCUACUUAAUGCUAAAUGGGUAGUAUUUGGAGGAUCUUAUUCAGGAAGUUUAGCUGCCUGGUUAAGAAUGAAAUAUCCACAUCUCGUACAUGCAGCAGUUUCGUCAAGUAGUCCUUUAAUGGCAAAAAUAAAUUAUAAAGAUUAUUAUAUAGCUACCCAAAAUACAAUAUCAAAUUAUAAUCCAAAAUGUGCGUCAAAUAUAAUAGAAGCAACUUCAACGAUUAGCGAUUUGUUACAAACCAACAAUGGAGCAAAAUAUGUUGAUGAAAAAUUCAAAACGUGCAGUGAUAUGAGUAUAACAAAUAAAAAAGAUAAAACACUAUUGUUUAAUAACUUAGCUGUACCCGUUGCAGUAAUUGUACAAUACAAUAAUGAUAACAAAAAGAACGAUAAAUCGUAUUUAUCGUUAGAAAAAUUAUGUGAUAUGAUGUUAGACAAGUCGUUAGGAAGUCAACUUGAAAGAUAUGCAGCGGUACACAAACAAUUAAGAUCCGUUAAUAAUCAAUUAUGUACAUCAAAUACAUAUCAAGAUGUAAUUUCCGCUCUCAAGGAAACAUCUUGGAACGCAAAAAAUGUAAAAUCGGGAAGUCGACAAUGGUUGUACCUAAUCUGUACAGAGCUCGGUAAUUUUAUAACAUCAAAUAACCAUAAACACUUAUUUGGUAAUACCAUUCCAUUAGACUAUUUUACUGGCAUGUGUAGCGAUGUUUUUGGAAAAUCGUUUAACGAAAAGGCAUUAUAUACGGCAGUCAAAAAAACAAAUAUGAUCCACCAUGAUUUAAAAAAGAAAACAAGCAGGAUUAUUUAUUUACAUGGCUCUAUCGAUGCGUGGAAUACAUUGGGUCUCAUUCAACUACAGAGUAAAGACUCCGUUUCAAUUAUCAUUAAAGGAGGAUCUCAUUGUGCAGAUGUAUAUCCUUCUCGUUCAUCGGACCCUCCACAGUUACAGAAAGCUCGAAAAACUGUUGCAUUUUAUUUAAAAAAAUGUCCAGAAUAA
This is a messenger RNA of Metopolophium dirhodum (rose-grain aphid), 1473 nucleotides long. RefSeq names its product putative serine protease K12H4.7. NCBI's taxonomy places the organism in Eukaryota, Metazoa, Arthropoda, Insecta, Hemiptera, Aphididae. The record is from RefSeq and is a predicted model, not a curated record. Gene Ontology annotation, biological process: proteolysis. The transcript has 10 exons. Gene Ontology annotation, molecular function: serine-type exopeptidase activity; dipeptidyl-peptidase activity. The coding region runs from base 1 to 1473 and encodes 490 amino acids.